GACCAUUGACAUUUGAUACUAAGACGAUGGCGGCGAGCAAGUUUGAUUUGUGGUUAAUUGAUAAAUUGAGAUCACUAAAAACAGAUGAAAGCGUGUUCGGGUCUUAUAUAUCUGGUAUUUUGGAAGGCGAAGACACCGUCGAUGAAAAGAGAGACGCUCUAGAAGAUAUUCUGUCUGAGAUAGUUAAAAAAGACAUCUCGAUACACGUACAAGAAAUACUUGAGAAGUGGGAGGAAUGUCAACCGAAAAAAGAGGCUGCACAACCUGCAACAGAUGUCGAUAGCAAACUUGCCAAACUUCUCGAAUCCCAGACACUGGCCACUACAACUCGACGAGAAUACACAGACGAGGAAAAGAAAAUACGAGAAGCGAUCUUGUCUCAGUACAGUCAACUCUCUGACAAUGAGGAGGAUCAGGCGCAGGAAGAACAAAAUGAGAGUCCAGAUCUAGUCAAAAACACAAAUGCAUUAGAUGUGGCUGCUGCUGCGAGGGAGCGGAGGGAACAAGCACGUUUAGAUGCUCAGAAGAAGAAAGAAAAGGACAAAGAAGAUAGGGAAAAACAAAAACAGUUGAAAGAAGAAAAGAAAGAAAAGCGUAAAACACAGAAAGGGGAAAGGAAGAGGUAGCAAAAUAUAUGUUAAGAAUGAACCGAAAACAUUUUUUUAUUAUGGAUGAACCGUGCAACGUAAUAUCCUGAUAAUAAAUUGAUGAUAGUUUUUUUCCACAAGUAUUAAUCAAAUUUUGGAAUUGGAAUUUCAAUUGUAAUUGUUUUUAUUAUUUUGUUUUGAUUUGAUAGUUAAAUUGAUAAAUUGAAGAUUGACUGUUAUUUAGCGUCAGGACAUUAUUGAAAUAUUAAGGUACUACUUUAAGGGCUGCUUAGCUAUUCUUUGCAUGACUAUUUAGAAUUGCAGAAAAAUGUAGCCAUUGUCCAGAUAAUUACAAAAUGUCUACAAAUGU
Bombyx mandarina (wild silkworm) is the source of this 957-nucleotide messenger RNA. RefSeq names its product coiled-coil domain-containing protein 43. The record is from RefSeq and is a predicted model, not a curated record. NCBI's taxonomy places the organism in Eukaryota, Metazoa, Arthropoda, Insecta, Lepidoptera, Bombycidae.